Molecule: messenger RNA, 1879 nt
Organism: Caenorhabditis elegans
Lineage: Eukaryota; Metazoa; Nematoda; Chromadorea; Rhabditida; Rhabditidae
Gene: mrt-1
Product: 5' exonuclease Apollo
Cellular component (GO): chromosome, telomeric region; nucleus
Molecular function (GO): single-stranded telomeric DNA binding; beta-lactamase activity
Source: RefSeq, marked reviewed
GCAAAAAUGUCUACAAUGCUUGAAAGACGAGUUUCAGUCGCUAGUAAAUUUCAAGAUGACCGAUAUUAUAUGGUUUUUCAUGCGUAUUUUGACGUGCUAGCCCAAGUUCACUCAGUUGUCGAAACUAAGAACGGUUCGUGGACGCUGAGAGUUUGGAGAGCUCAGAAGUUUGGACCAGAAGCCAGCAAGGAAAAACGGGAAAUGAAUCUAUUUCAUGUGACGGAGAAUACUUUCAAAUGUUACAUUGUUCCUCCAGAUCCACGCAUUGGAAAAGCCGUUGAAGAAAGUGGAAAAGAAUUUCUAAUUGAAAUUGAUGUUUACGAUGAUCAUCGAAUUGGAAUAGAGAAACUCAACUCUGGUGAUUUUGUAGCCCUACAAAAUGUGCAUGCAGCGUCCGUGGGGCUGACCGAAAUGCAAGUUCUUCACGGUGGUGGACAAGCAUAUAAUCGCGGAAUUUCGAAAGUUCCAGUCGAUUUCAGAAAUGAAGCCUUUCAGAUAUUCAAGAAAAGGGUCGAAUCUGUACUGGAAGCUGUUACUGACUGUGAUAACUUCAUAGAGUUCCAACAGAAAGAAAACGUAGUCCAAUCUGAAACAUCUACACAGACAAGUUCUUCGAAUACAUCAGGAGAUGCAGAUUUAAAACAUUGCCAACAAAUCAAAAUUGGAGAAGAUAUUUCUGUGGAUUAUUUUUUGAAAAAGUCCGGUUCUCGGUACAAUUUCUUGACGCAUGCUCAUUCUGAUCAUUAUCGUGGUCUUGACAAGAAAUGGACGCGGUCUGUGUACUGUAGUCCAGAAACUGCAAAACUUUUGCCACAUAUCAUGGGGUACACCGCCGAUUCUCCACCCCCAGCCGGUCUAAUUAACCCUCUUGAGGAGAACGUCCCUCACAAAUUUGAUAGUUUUCAAGUGACACUAGUCAAUGCGAAUCACUGUCCUGGAGCAGUUAUGUUUGUAUUCGAAGGAUCAAAAAUUGAAGAAAUCGCAGGCGGUGCUGUUCUGUGCACUGGUGAUUUUCGAGCAGAUAAAAUGUUUUUGGAAAGUCUAAAACCAGGAAACCAAUUGCAUUGGAUGACCGAAAUAAAAUUUGGAAUUAUUUAUUUGGAUAACACCUAUUUUUCAUUGGAUAUGCCGUUUCCUGAACGAUGCGAGGCAGAAAAAAUACUCCUGAAGGCUAUUGAAGCACAUCCGCAUGAAAAUAUUGUUAUUCCCUUGCAUAGACUUGGGCGUGAAGAAUUGAUUCAAGCAAUAUCUCGAAUAUUGAAUGAACCCAUUAUGGUUUAUGAUGAAAGAAAAGUUAUUUCAGAUUUAUUAGACUUUUCAUCAAACUGUGGAGUUUUGAAACAGUAUCGAGAUAUUAAAGUUAUCAAAAAAGGAAGCUAUUGUGAAAUAUCUCAAAAUUCGGUGAUAAUCGACAUAUCGAUGCUCUAUUAUACGUUUGGAAAUGGUGUCAACGACGACGAGGGAAUCAUUAGAAUUCCAUAUUCCGACCACUCUUCAAGAAGUGAAAUUCUUAAAUUUCUCAGUCAUUUUCACUUUAAAACGAUUACGCCGUGUACUAAAAAGUAUUCUAUCAUUGAGCUGGCAUCUUUGGAAAAUGCAGGAAAACGAUCAGAAGAGGACCACACAGUAGAAAAGACUCAAUCUACUAUCCAAGGAACACCCAUUUCACAACUUCAAGAAGACCCUCUACCGCCUGGAGUUGUAUUUCGAACGAAUACAUGCGAUUUUAUGGAUAUGGACUUGGACAAUUGGCCGGAAGGACCUCCGAAAACAUUUGCGGAAGCUAUCGCUCGGGCCAAUAAUUCAAGAAGGCCGAGAAAUCCAGGACUAUAAUUUAUUAAAACUUCACAACGGUUGAUGCAAUAAAAUUAAAUAUUAC